Messenger RNA from Diorhabda carinulata, 6182 nucleotides. RefSeq names its product probable multidrug resistance-associated protein lethal(2)03659. The record is from RefSeq and is a predicted model, not a curated record. The transcript is spliced from 16 exons. Bases 408 to 4448 code for a protein of 1346 amino acids. Lineage: Eukaryota; Metazoa; Arthropoda; Insecta; Coleoptera; Chrysomelidae. Gene Ontology annotation, cellular component: membrane. Gene Ontology annotation, molecular function: ABC-type transporter activity; ATP binding; ATP hydrolysis activity. Gene Ontology annotation, biological process: transmembrane transport.
CGAUUUUUAACGGUACGAAGGGGAUUGGGAACUUCUUAGUGAAUCUUUGUAUCGUUUUAAUCCGUUUUAUCAGAAUUGAACACAUGGUGAGUGUAUGUGGUAGUGAGAGCACGUUGGAAAUUGCCGAUGCGCAGACGAGUCAAGAAAUGAAUUCCAUAAUAUAUUAAUUCAUUUAUUGAAACGGUUACGUUACGAUUGGAAUAUUGCCAUUAACUUACGAGAUUAUAAUUAAAAAGAGAUCGGAGGCAGGAAAACUAACAGACAAGUGACAAAUGAAGAUAGAAGACUUAGACAAAACUGUGAUACGAAUCGAUGGACACUCCACUUUUUUAAAUAAGAAAACUGUACUAUAAUGACAUGUCUAGAGAAUCAACGGUUGUGACGUAAAACUUUACUUUUAUUGGAUAAUGGACGGUGCUACCAAGAAAACCAGAAAACCAAACCCUAGAGAAAAUGCAUUUCCUUUAUCAGCAGCUACUUUCAGUUAUAUUAUCCCUACUUUCAUUGAAGGAUAUAAAAGAGAUUUAGAGGAAUCGGAUUUAACAGAAACUUUGUCAGAACACAGAUCAGAUUAUUUAGGAAACACAUUAGAAAAUUAUUGGAAACAAGAGGAACAAAGAGCAAAGAAAAAUGAAACACAGCCUUCUUUACAAAAAGUACUUCUCAAAACGUUCGGAUGGGAGUAUCUUUUCUUGGGAAUUAUUUUAGUAAUUGCAGAGGCUGUCAAAUUAGCGCAACCAAUUGUACUUGGUAGGCUGGUACGAUAUUUUGACAUUCAAUAUCAAAAAACUUCGAUAACAUCCAGUCUGAAUGAUAAUCUGAACGUUACGUUAUUCAAUACCACUGAUGAUUUGCUACGCUCACGCCGGAACGUAGAUCCGGAUUCUCAGUACUCCUUCUUACAGAUUGAAAUAACACAUGAAGAGGCAUACUACUAUGCUGCUGGUGUGGUACUGUGUUCCCUAAUUUCUAUUUUAUUGAGUCAUCCGUAUAUGUUCGCAGUAUGUCACAUGGGAAUGAAAAUUAGGGUAGCUUGUUGUUCAUUGAUCUACAGAAAAGCUCUAAGACUCAGCAAAACAGCACUAGGAGAUACCACUGCUGGACAAAUCGUGAAUCUUUUAUCGAAUGAUGUUAAUAGAUUUGAUUAUGUUGUUAUUUUUGCUCACCAGAUGUGGUUAGCGCCUCUCGAGACUGUUGUUUGUACUUAUUUCAUGUAUCAGGAAGUUGGAGUUGCUGCCGUUAUAGGAGUUUUAGUUGUGAUUGCUUUUGUUCCCUUACAAGCUUAUUUGGGUAGGAUGAUCUCAGUUCUACGUAUGAAGACGGCACUAAGGACCGAUGAAAGAGUUCGAUUAAUGAAUGAAAUUUUAUCAGGUAUACAGGUUAUCAAAAUGUAUGCUUGGGAAAAACCGUUUGCAAGUAUGGUAGCAAAAGCUAGAAGGUACGAAAUAAAAUCCAUCCGAAGCAAUUCAUUUUUAAGAGGUAUUUUCCUAUCAUUCAUUAUGUACAAUACAAGAAUGGCCUUAUUCGUUUGUAUAUUAGCGUAUGUGUUGGAUGGCAAUUCGAUUACAGCAGAAAAAGUUUUUGUACUUACUACCUAUUACAAUGUCCUCCGCCAAUCCAUGACUGUAUUUUUCCCUCAAGGUAUCGCUCAAAUAGCAGAAGGUAGAAUGUCUGUGAAGAGGCUUAAUAAAUUCAUGUUGUUUGAAGAAAUUGAUCUGGUCAAAAAUAGAAUGUCGAAUCUUCUAGAUACGAGCGGUAGUUUAAUGUCUGCGCCUUUGAAUGGAAUUGAAAAACCAGAAAAAGAGGAGCUCGGAAUAAGUUUAACUAAUGUUUCAGCCAAAUGGAGUGAAAUGUCUGUCGAUAAUACCCUAACAAAUAUCAAUCUAAAGAUUAAACCUGGGCAACUUUUGGGUGUAAUUGGCCCGGUAGGCAGUGGCAAAAGCUCUUUACUUCAUGUCAUACUCCAAGAACUGCCUUUAGUGGAAGGAAACCUUAAAAUAAAUGGUGUUAUUAGUUACGCUUCCCAAGAACCGUGGUUAUUCGCAGGAAGUGUCAGACAAAAUAUUCUUUUUGGCCAACCCAUGGAUAAAUUGAGAUACAAGACUGUGAUAAAAAAAUGUGCCUUGGAAAGAGACUUUACACUCUUGCCUUACGGAGAUAAGACUAUAGUUGGAGAUAGAGGAGUUUCUCUCAGUGGUGGUCAAAGAGCAAGAAUUAAUCUCGCCAGAGCAGUAUACAAGCAAGCAGAUAUUUAUUUGUUAGAUGAUCCUUUAUCUGCAGUAGAUACUCACGUAGGAAAAGAACUGUUUGAACAGUGCAUUAUCGGUUACUUAAAAAAUAAAACUGUGAUAUUAGUUACCCAUCAAAUCCAGUAUUUACAAGAUAUCGACUCUAUAUUAUAUUUAGAUGAUGGAGUUCCAACAACAGGAAGUUUCCGAGAAUUGCAAGCCAGUGGUCUCGAUUUUACAAAAUCACUAGGAGAUUCUGUCAAAGAAAAAGAAGCACCGCCAGAAGCGGAACUAUCUCGUCAGUUGUCAGUGAGAAGUACAGUUUCUGUUGAACAAGAAGCACCCAAACAGGUGGAAGAACAGAAAAGCACAGGAUCUAUUGGAGGAUAUGUGUACAAGUCGUAUUUUAAAGCUGGAGGAAAUUGUUGUGUCAUAUUUUUCAUCUUCUUCUUUUUCAUUGCUUCACAAUUAUUCGCCAGUAUUUCUGAUUAUUAUUUGUCUUAUUGGGUAAAUAUAGAACAAGAAGAAAAAACGGCGAAGUUAACAGGAGCAUCAAACAAUACAUCAAUUACUAGCUUUUGGCAUUUUUCUCGAGAAACUUCCAUUUAUAUCUACACAAUUCUCAUAGUACUUUUAAUUGUGGUGACUAUGAUUCGUUCUUUUACUUUUUUCAUCGUUUGUAUGCGUGCUUCUACCAGACUCCAUGAUAACAUGUUCAACAAUAUAUCUAGAGCCACAAUGAGAUUUUUCAACACCAAUAGCGCCGGAAGAAUUUUGAAUAGAUUUUCUAAAGAUAUGGGUUCCAUUGAUGAAUUAUUACCAGCUGCUAUGAUUGAUUGUCUUCAAAUUGGAUUAUCUCUUCUUGGUAUUAUUGUUGUUGUAGCAGUAGUCACACCAUGGUUGAUGCUACCUACCUUUAUCAUUGGUGUUGUCUUCUAUUUUGUUAGAAUAUUUUAUUUAAGAACCAGUAGAAACGUUAAAAGACUGGAAGGUGUUACAAGGAGUCCAGUAUUUUCUCACCUAAACGCAUCUAUUUCGGGAUUAACUACAAUUCGAGCAUUCAAUGCAGAAGAUAUUUUAACUGUGGAAUUUGAUAAUCAUCAAGACUUGCAUAGCUCUGCUUGGUUUACCUUCAUAGCAACUUCUAGAGCUUUCGGUUAUUGGUUAGAUAUACUAUGUGUUGUUUACAUAACACUUGUAACUUUCAGUUUUCUAUUGAUUGGCAAUAGCAGUUUUGGAGGUAACGUAGGUUUGGCUAUAACACAGGCGAUAGGACUUACAGGGAUGUUCCAGUGGGGAAUGCGGCAGUCGACAGAAUUAGAAAAUCAAAUGACGGCCGUGGAAAGAGUAUUGGAAUACAAUGACAUAGAAAAAGAAGGCGAAUUAGAAUCAAAGCCAGACAAGAAACCAAGAAGUUCAUGGCCAGAGAAUGGCAAAGUGGAAUUUAAAGAUGUGUAUUUGCGAUACUUUCCAGAUGAUCCUUUCGUCCUUAAAGGACUAAAAUUCGUUGUGCAAUCUAAAGAAAAAAUUGGUAUUGUUGGUAGAACUGGAGCUGGAAAAUCGUCCCUUAUAAAUGCUUUAUUUCAAUUAACUGAAACUGUUGGAGAAAUAUUAAUAGAUGAUGUCAACAUAUCUGAAAUUGGACUACACGAUUUGCGUAGAAAAAUUUCUAUUAUACCACAAGAACCCGUCCUGUUUUCUGGUACAAUGAGAAAAAAUCUGGACCCUUUCGACGAGUUUUCAGAUGCCGAUCUUUGGAAAGUUCUUGAAGAAGUCGAACUUAAAGAAGCCGUAGAAAAUUUAGUUUCAGGCUUAACUUCUAAGAUGUCUGAAGGAGGUUCAAAUUUCAGUGUUGGACAACGUCAACUCGUUUGUUUAGCAAGGGCUAUUCUUAGAAAUAAUAAAAUCUUAGUUUUGGAUGAAGCUACCGCAAAUGUUGAUCCUCAAACAGACGCCCUUAUACAACAGACCAUACGGACAAAAUUCGCAGAUUGUACAGUGCUCACUAUUGCACACAGAUUGAACACUAUUAUGGAUUCUGAUAAAGUUCUAGUCAUGGACGCCGGAACACUGAAAGAAUUUGAUCAUCCUUAUCUGUUAAUACAAAACCACAAUAGUAUAUUUUACAGUAUGGUACAACAGACUGGAAAAUCUAUGGUAGAAACUCUGUUUAACGUUGCCAGAGAAAGUUAUUAUGAGAGAUUCGACAAAAACGCGUAAUAUUUUGUAGGAAAGUAUAUUUCUUACAGGGUUUUUUCUUCAUUGGUAAACGGUCUUUGCGCCAAUGAAGUAAAUCUUAGAAUGUGUAACACUAUUUUUUUAUUGUUUAAUUACUGAAUUUAUUCAUAUGAAUUCGAUAAUUUUUACCUAAAUGCAUUGCGAAAAUAACGAGUUUCUUUACAAAUUAAUUGUAAAAUGUUUUUUAGAAAAUAAUUUUAUAACCUAAAAAAACUAAAAUGAAUGUGUCCAAUAGUCCAUUAAAAUGAUUAUUUGAAUCAUCAUACGAAAGUUGAGGCUACAAUUUUCAAUAUAAGUUGAUUUAUAGUGAAAAAAUGUUUAAUGUCAAUUUGGGGGAUAGAAAAUGAAAAAAGUAAAAAUAACCCAAAACCAAAACAUCUUUCAAACAAAAAUGUGGAUAUUAAUUUUUUCUAUAAAAUAAAAGUGUUGAGAAAUAACUUCAGAGAUAUACUUUUUUAAAUAUAAUCAAAAGUUCAAAUAUUUUUAUUUUUAAAAAUGUUUUUUUUUUCGAACAUCUAAAAAAAUUUAUUUAUGUUUCAACAUUUUUACCUUGGACACGAUAUUUUUUUUAAAUUUUAAUUAAAAAAAUUUCACAUUUUUGAAAGAUACACUAUGACUUUUGAAUAAAUUUAAUAAAAAAAAUAUAUCUGUAAAGUAAUCAACAUUUUUUAAACGAUAAAUUCUUUAAAUAUAUGCUAAAUUCACGAGAAAAAUACUACGUGAAAAUUUGAAUUUACAUUUUAUUAGACUAUAAUCUGACAAGUGACAAAUUACUAUUGGUUUUUGGAGUUUGCUACUUGCUCAUAUUUUCUGUUGGAAUUUAAGCAUAAGAUCACUAGAAAUUCUCAGUUUAUUUUAGUGCUAUAUCACCAUACUAAAGUGGUUGUGCUGGAUUCAACGCUAUAAUAUAUAAUUCUAUUGAACAAAUGUUGAAUAAAUUUGAGAUAUUUAGUAUAUUAUAUUUAAUCAUUAUAUUAAUUUAUUGCACUUUUCAAUGUUUAUAUUGGUUGAUCCAAAAAAUAGUUUGUUGAGAAAAGCGUUAUUUUCACAUACAUAUACAAAAAAUAGUAGAAGUUACAUUUAGGACUGAAGUGAUAAGACAAUUCAAAUAUCCAGAUUUAGAAAUAUAAUUGAAAACAGGACAAGUCUAUAUUUUUAUUAUGUUAUGAGUAAAAAACCAUUAAUUUUGUUACGGUUCCGAAAAAUAUCGGAAAUUUAUUUAUUUGUUUCUAGAAAUUAGGUUUACUGAUUAACUGUUCACCAGAAUGCCUUAGAACUAAGAAAGAGCAGUUUCGAAAAAUAUUUUGAAAACUUCAACUUGUCCGGUUUUUCACCAGUCUUCAUUAAUUGAAAUUAACAUUAGGAUGUUUUACACUAAUUUUAGAUUUUGAUAGUGACUCUUUUUUAUUUUAUAUUUAACUAAAGCCGGAUUUCAUUCAGUAUUACUUGCAGAAUUUUAUAAAUUUUUAGUCAAAUUAUUUCUAUUUUUAAUUGAUCUGUGGAAUUCAAGUUCCUAUUAAUAAACCAAAUUGUUGUUAAAAUGACUUCUUUAGAAAAGUCAGUUAAAUUUAGUUUGCUAAAAUACAUUAUUUCUAUUUUUCCGAGUCACUUUUGUUUUUAUAUAUGUAUAUGUGCUGUUUGUUAAAUUUUCAAUCAUAUUAUAUUUGUAAUAAAAAAUGUAAAAUGAAAAAAAAAUAAAUAAAUAUAUUUCAUGUA